Theobroma umbraticum is the source of this 1032-nucleotide messenger RNA. RefSeq names its product F-box protein At5g07610-like. NCBI's taxonomy places the organism in Eukaryota, Viridiplantae, Streptophyta, Magnoliopsida, Malvales, Malvaceae. The record is from RefSeq and is a predicted model, not a curated record.
AUGACCUCCAUGAAAAGACAGGAAGUUCAAAACUCACACACCAAACCAGCAGAGAUGAUAGGCAAUGACGAUGAUAUUCUCAUUGAUGGGAGCUCAAAAUUUCCCUCUGCCCUCUUCUUGCGGGUGCCGCCUUAUUCAAACAAGCCUAAAUACCACUUCCUUCCACUAGAUGGAAAACCAGCUCGUGAUCCAAUCAGAUCUCUCACUUUCGCUGAUGACUCUGCAGGCGUCAGUAUUUUACAAUCUUGCAAUGGCUUCUUGUUGUGCCGCAGCAACCGCCGGACUGGAGAACAUAAUCGGAACUACUACAUUUACAAUCCCACGACCAACAAAUACACUAUCCUUCCCCAGCCUGGCAACAGAAUUCCAAACACUAUUUUUUGUGUUAUUUUAGCUUUUGAUCCCUCGAGAUCGAGCUAUUACAAAGUUGUUUUUGUUCGGAGCUCAAGGUCAUCUCCUCAUCUUUACCAGUUGGAGAUAUACUCAUCUGAAACUCAACUUUGGAGUUUCUCUAGUGAAAUUCCCAAGGUUAAUUACAGUCGAUGGGCCUAUUGUUGUGGUGCCAUUUAUUGGAUGAGUUACUCUAUGAAUUUCCUUUGUUUUGAUGUUGAUCAAGAGAGAUUUCGAGAAAUUCCAAUGCCUGAAAUUCCUGAUGACUGGGGCCAACAGCCCAAGUGCAGAUACUUUAGAGAGCUCGGAGGCCGCCUGCAUCUUAUCUUGACCAAUGGCAGGCAUAGUACCCGGCAGUUUGAUGUUUAUGAGAUGGAAAAAGACUUUUCCGGGUGGUUUGUGAAGUACCGAGUCGACCUCAAAGCACUUAUAUCGGCAUAUCCAGAGAUGACUCGUAGCUACGCUCAUCCAUCAGAUUGGGAUUACCAUGCAUUUAGAGUACUAGCUGUUGUUUGUAAAGAAAGUGAAGGGUCAUUCAUGGUGUUGCAUACACCGCCUAAGCGCAUCCUACCGCUUUCCAAAGCCAUCCAACUCCCCUCCCUCCUCCAUACAUUGAGGGAUGUAGCAACGUCGAAAAGGUAA